GAGAGAGAGCCGACCACACACCAUCUCAACCAGGUACUAUGGAAGGCAAGCGACAGAAUAAUGCGGCUCGCUCCUCACGAGGAAAACUUCACUUCCCAGUUAACAAAGUAGAACGCCUACUUCGAGAAAGGAACACCUCCAAAUGCCCUAACUCCUCUGCACCCGUUUUUCUUGCCGGUGUUCUUGAAUAUUUGACCUCAAAUAUUCUUGACCUGGCUGGCAAGGAGGCCCACAACAGUGGCAGUAAGCUUAUUAGCCCUGAGCAUGUGACCAUGGCCAUUCGAAAGAAUGAAGGAUUCCACCAACUCCUAAAAGAUAACAAAUGGUUGGCUGGUGAGAUACCAGGACCCAGCGGGACAUCAGCACUUAAUAAAAGAUCUGCACUCAAGAGACCAACACCUGAUGAGAUAACAGAACCUGAUGAGACACCAGCACCCUCUGGGACACCAGCACCUGAUAAGAAGUGAAGAUAAUUGCAUUUCAGAGACUGGAAAGCCAUCAAGUCUCAAAUCAGCCUCAAUGUCUCCCUUAUUGGUGGAGGUGGGGCUUACUCAGACAUUGUAUUAAAGUGUCUAAAGCA
Rattus norvegicus (Norway rat) is the source of this 580-nucleotide messenger RNA. RefSeq names its product H2A.L variant histone 3 (gene H2al3). Lineage: Eukaryota; Metazoa; Chordata; Mammalia; Rodentia; Muridae. Gene Ontology annotation, biological process: chromosome organization. The record is from RefSeq and is marked validated. The transcript has a single exon. Bases 39 to 467 code for a protein of 142 amino acids. Gene Ontology annotation, molecular function: protein heterodimerization activity; DNA binding; structural constituent of chromatin. Gene Ontology annotation, cellular component: pericentric heterochromatin; nucleus; chromosome.